This is a messenger RNA of Cryptomeria japonica (Japanese cedar), 3557 nucleotides long. Its product is annotated as putative leucine-rich repeat receptor-like serine/threonine-protein kinase At2g24130. NCBI's taxonomy places the organism in Eukaryota, Viridiplantae, Streptophyta, Pinopsida, Cupressales, Cupressaceae. The coding region runs from base 69 to 2996 and encodes 975 amino acids. The transcript is spliced from 2 exons. Gene Ontology annotation, biological process: hormone-mediated signaling pathway; protein phosphorylation. Gene Ontology annotation, cellular component: plasma membrane. The record is from RefSeq and is a predicted model, not a curated record. Gene Ontology annotation, molecular function: ATP binding; protein kinase activity; protein binding.
AUUUAUUCCCCCAUUCCCAUUCUAUCCUAUUCAUUACUGUGCUUCCCACUGCCCUGGUUUGCUCUACCAUGGCUACUCUUCUGUUGUACCCUUUCAUCAUGCUUUGCAUCUUUUCAAUCUUCGCUCUUUCUCAAUCUCUCAAUAUCUCUCAACAACAACAAUUGCUCUUGCAAUUCAAAGCGGGUAUUACCAACAAGAACUCCUCACUGCCAGAUUGGACGCCACUUCACCCCCUCUGUAAUUGGUCUUCCGUUACCUGCGAUCCAUCUUUUCAGUCCGUCCUCGCCCUCAACUUAUCCCACAUGAACUUACACGGCACCAUCUCUCCUUUCCUUGGGAAUCUCUCUUCUCUUCAAUCCCUCGAUCUCUCCAUCAAUGCCCUCACUGCUACCAUUCCACAUCAACUCGGCCAACUUGCCCAUCUGAAGAUACUCCGGCUAGAUGACAAUCAGUUGUCAGGUCUCAUCCCCCCUGAAUUGGGCACUCUCACUCAACUGCGGAAACUUUACCUUUGGAAAAAUAACUUAUCAGGCCCCAUUCCCUCUUCUUUAACAAAUCUGUCCAAAUUGACUGAGUUAGUUCUGUCUGAAAACCAGCUUAGUGGACAUAUUCCAAGGGAAAUUUGUCCCAAGCUCUCCAAUUUGCAUUUACUCAAGUUAUGGGGAAAUCAGCUUAGUGGAAAAAUACCAAACUCCCUUGGAAACUGUUCCAACCUCAAAAUACUUAGUCUAGCUCAAAACCAGCUCACUGGAAUGGUGCCGAUGGAUCUGGGUAAGUUGAACUUCCUUACCAGGCUUUACCUCGGGACCAAUCAACUUGUUAGUGACAGCAGUAACACAUUGGCUUUUCUAACUUCUCUCAUAAAUUGCUCUCACCUGAAACAAAUAGUAGUGAAGAAUAAUCAUCUCACUGGUAUAUUGCCCCAUUCCAUAGGCCAACUGUAUUCCAAUUUCACUGUCUUGGAUUUAUCAAACAACAUGAUAAGCGGAAGAAUACCACAGCAGAUUGCCAAUCUAACUAAGUUAAGCUAUUUAAGUUUGAGCGAUAAUCUUUUCAGUGGCAAUAUUCCAUCCGGAAUUAAAAGAUUCCAGAAGUUGGAAAGAUUGUAUUUGGGUGGGAACAAAUUAGAAGGAAGCAUUCCAAGUGAGAUAGGUGAAAUGCAAAAUCUCGGACUCCUAAAUCUUAGUUACAACUGGUUAUCUGGAAUAAUACCAGAUUCUCUUUGUAGCGCCCAGCAGCUAAGACGUCUUUUACUUCAGCACAACAACUUGUCAGGGGAGAUCCCUGUUAGUUUAGCAGGAUGUCAGAAGUUGGAGCUCAUUGACUUAUCUUACAAUAAAUUAGGGGGAAGGAUACCUCCUGAUUUCAUUGUAAGCCUUAAAAAUCUGGUAUUCUACCUCAACCUUUCAUGGAAUUCUCUGCAAGGGUCCCUGCCACUGGAGAUGAGUAAAAUUACAAUGGCUCAAGCCAUAGACAUCUCUGGAAAUCGACUUACUGGAAUGAUUCCGAUUUCUCUUGGAGACUGCGCAGCAUUAGAGCAUCUAAAUCUGUCCCACAAUGCCUUUGAAGGUCCAAUUCCAGAUUCACUCUCCAAAUUACAAAAUCUCCAAGAAAUGGAUCUUUCUACCAAUUUUUUAUCAGGUUCAAUACCAAUGGCCCUUGAAAGACUGAAAGUAAUUCUCUAUAUGAAUGUUUCUUUCAAUAAUUUGUCAGGGCAGAUUCCAGGAGGAUUGUUUCCAAAUAUAACUGAUAUAACAUUGUUUAUGGGAAACCCUGACCUCUGUGGCCCAACGAAUUAUUCAUUGCCUCCAUGCCCAAAACAGACUCAAGAAAAGCAUUCACUACUAAAAAAAAUAGUCUUAUCAAUUGUUGGAACCACUGGAUUUAUAUUAUGCUCCUUCAUUAUAGGAAUUCUAUGGAGACUAAAACUUUCAAGCCAACUAUUCCAUCCCUCAAACUUCAUUUUUCAAAGGCUUAGCUAUCCAAAAUUUUCUUAUCAAGAUCUUGUCACUGCAACAUCUGGAUUUGAUGAGUCAAACUUGCUUGGACUGAGUAACUUUGGAUCAGUCUACAAAGGCACUUUGAGGGAUGGUAAGAUAGUUGCAAUCAAGGCUCUUAAUUUGCAGAAUGAAGAAGCCCAUAAGAGCUUUAACAUAGAAUGCAAAGUGUUAGGGAGGAUUCGGCACCGUAACCUGAUUAAAAUCAUUAGUGCAUUUUCUUACCCUUGCUUCAAAGGUUUGGUUCUUCAAUUUGCAUCUAAGGGGAGCUUGGAAAAACAUUUGCACCCUGACAGAGAUGAUCAGGAAAUUUGUAAAUUGGGAUUGAGCAACUGUUUGAGUAUUGCUGUGGAUGUUGCCUAUGGCAUGGAAUAUUUACAUCAUCAUUGUCCUUUGCAAAUUGUGCACUGUGAUUUAAAACCUAGCAAUGUGCUCCUGGACGCUAAUAUGACAGCCCUUGUAACUGAUUUUGGUAUAUGCCGUUUGACUACACCAAACUCUAUAGAUUCACUGAGUGCAACAAAAUUUGCACUCAAAGGAUCUAUUGGCUAUAUUGCUCCAGAGUAUGGAUUGGGGGCGAGUGUUUCUACAAAGGGAGAUGUUUAUAGUUAUGGAAUUCUGAUACUAGAGAUGGUUACAAGGAAGAGACCAAGUGAUGACAUGUUUGUAGGAGACCUGAUCUUGCAGAAGUGGGUAAGGUCAGCUUUUCCAGACAGACUGGCAGAUAUUGUUGAUAGCAGGCUAUUGAGAGAUGUGAAUGAAAACAUGGAAGACAAUAGAUGUCUUCUUUCUUUUAUUCAUGUUGGUUUGCUUUGUAGCAGUGAAUCACCAAGAGAACGACCUUGCAUGAGCGAUGUAGCCAAGGUCUUGGAGAGUCUCAAGAGAUCUUUCACGGGAGGCGCAGCUGCUUCGAAUUUGACAUCUACCAUAUCGGACCUCCUGCGCAAUACCAUUCCCACAGAAACGCUGGCAUCUGACAAUCAAAGUUCUACAUUUUAGAUGUUUAUUAGUUUGAUUAAGAAGUUUCAUCCUUUAUGUUUGCUGGUUUCAAGUCUGUCUUCCAUCACAGGCUGGUCUUCUUAAAUGCAAAAUCCUUGGUGCAAGAGCACCUUAGCACACAAGCAUACCGGGAGGUCAAAAGUCAUAAUGUGAACAAUUUGAUUGUAUUUGAGUCAUUCAUAAUGUAUUAAGGUCAUUUGAGUCUAUUGAAUCAUAAUAUGUAAGGCUAAAUGAGCCAUUUUGUCCAAAGUUGCCCAAGUUGUGUAUUUGAGUCUUGAUUGGGUUUAUGAGGUCAAAUUUGUGUAAAAGUAUCAUGAAGGGAGAAAAUGAUGUAAAUUGUGUUAUUUGGUCCAUUAUAAGGUGUUAAUAAUUUCCAUGUAAUAUCUUAACAAGUUUUGAGUGCAAACUCAAAGAGUUGUCAAGACAAAACCUAGAUAGAGGAGGUGUCAUUUGGUUGAAAGGUGGUUAUUUAGUUAAUUUUCAAAGGGAAUUCGACCCAAGAGGUUGAUUUAUGUAUUUAAGGAUUGUAAUCCAUAAAAAGGAAGGAGGGGAAGGCAUUGG